Messenger RNA from Necator americanus (New World hookworm), 579 nucleotides. RefSeq lists its product as uncharacterized. Bases 1 to 579 code for a protein of 192 amino acids. Lineage: Eukaryota; Metazoa; Nematoda; Chromadorea; Rhabditida; Ancylostomatidae. The transcript has 5 exons. The record is from RefSeq and is a predicted model, not a curated record.
AUGAUCGUCAACUGCCCUUUGGCGUCUCAUCCACGAAUCCAGUUCUACGGCUACGACGAUGCGCAGACAUCUGCUCGUCGCUGCGAUUGUGGUCCUCGCCAACGGUACGAUAUUGAUCAGUUUUGCAAUUUUUCUUUGUGCUCUGAAUUCAAAGAAAUUGUGCCUCUAUGGAAGUCUGAAUCCAUAAUUACCUUCACUUUGAGAGCAGCAAAACCGAGGGUAAAUUCGCAAUUCAACAUCCCGAUACCAUUCGGUAAUAUUGGCCUGAAAAAUGCGGAUGGAAAUCUAGAAAUCGCAUCGAAUGAAGGAUUCAACCUGUUUGGUUACGGAGGAAAGCGAAAUCUGAAGUUGGUCACUGAAAAGGGCACUUUCCACAUAGAAAAAGAGGAUAUUGGACUGGUGAAUGGCUCCGAAUUUGGUGGAUCUGGUGCGUUUAACUUCAACAAGGAAAAAGGUAUCCACGUUGGACAAAAUGUAACGUUGGGUGAUAGGACGAUUGUGGGUGGUCCUGGACGUGAAGGGAAUUUUCUCACAGAUUUGUUGAUCGCAAUCCAGAAUCUCACGAAGAAGCAGUCCUAG